Pimephales promelas (fathead minnow) is the source of this 4081-nucleotide messenger RNA. Lineage: Eukaryota; Metazoa; Chordata; Actinopteri; Cypriniformes; Leuciscidae. The record is from RefSeq and is a predicted model, not a curated record.
AGGAGGGCGGUGUUACGCAGCAUCAUCGGAGCUUGUCGUUUUAUUGUACGGCUGCUGAUGCUGAGAGGUCGCGAUGAGAAAUAUGUAGGACCAUGAUUGUGGAUUUGAGGUUUGUGGACUGUGGCACAUCGUGGCGGAUUGUUUUCUAGGUUUUCUGACUCCAAGGAUAAUGAGGAAAAGACGGAACUGGAAAUGACAGUGUAACUUGACGUGAUGGAUAAUAAUAAAAGUGUUUGAGGAACCUCUACAUCUGACCCAAUGGCAAAGAAAGGCCGCGCCAAGGGCGAGAAGCCUGAAGCCCUCAUCUCAGCCUUACAGGCGGCCAAUGAAGAUCUCAGGUCCAAAUUAACCGAUAUUCAAAUUGAACUGCAUCAGGAAAAAUGCAAGGUGACCAAACUGGAGCGAGAGAAGGUGCAGGAAGGCAAGCGCAUCCGCGAGCAGGAGCAGCAUCGGCACACUGUGGCGUUGACAGAGCAACGGGCCCGCUGGCACGAGGAAAAGCUGAAGGAACUCGCCGCGCUGAGGGAAUCGCUAACUCGGCAGCACGAGCAGGAAAUAUCUCGCACGGCGAAGAUUAAAGAGGGCGAGAUCCAGCGCUUACGGACUGCACUCAGUGCACUGCGCGAUGGCAGUGGGGAGAAAGUGCGCACGGCGCUGACGCUGGAGGCCAGAGAAGAAGCCCGGCGAUUCUUCGACCAGGAGCGCGUGAAGCUACUGCAGGAAAUAGCAGAGCUAAAGUCGAACAAACGGCAGGCCGACGAAGCGCUUAGCACUAUGAUUAUAGCCGACAAGAUGAAGGCAGGCGACCUGCGCUCUGAAUAUCAAGCGCACCAAGAGCAAAUCACCAAGAUCAAGUGGGACUCUGAGCGAGAUAUUCGUCGAUUGGUGGAUGAGAUCAAGGCCAAAGACAGAACAAUCUUCUCGCUGGAGAAAGAGCUGGAGACGGCGACUGGUUUCGUGCAGAAGUUGCAGCUACAGAAGGAUGCACUCGAUGAGCAGCUGUUUCUGGUGAAAGAGGCAGAAUGCAGCCUGGGAAGCCCAAAGAGAGAGAUCCCCGGCCGCGCCGGCGAUGGAGCGGAGCACUGCGGGAGUCCGGACAUGAGAAGAAACCAGAAACGCAUGAGUGAACUUAAAUCCACCAUUCGUAAACUGGAGGACCGCAACUCAAUCUUAGUGGAUGAAAGAAAUGAGCUGCUGAAGCGUGUUCGGGAAACAGAGAAACAGUGUAAACCAUUACUGGAGAGGAACAAAAUAUUAAGUAAGAAAAAUGACGACCUCAGCCAGUCGCUCCAGAGGAUGGAGGAUAAACUGAAAUCCACAACCAAGGAGAACAUGGAGAUGAAGGAAAAGAUUACGUCCCAUCCUCCGCUGAAGAAACUCAAAUCUCUGAAUGAUCUGGAUCAGGCCAAUGAUGAUCAAGAGAUCGAGUUCCUGAAGCUGCAGGUUCUAGAGCAGCAGAGCAUGAUCGACGAGCUGACGCGAGUGAGUACUUCCUGUGAACGUGAGGCAGAACUCAUACAGGUGAGCGCUGAACAUCCACGCAUCACAUCUUUCUUAUCCUCCAUGUUUCAGGAUAGAGAAAAACUCUUGAGAAAGAAGAGGCAUAAACGAAGCAGACCUAUAAAGAGGCAUAUUGUUGUAGACACAUUCUACGGGUACGAUGAAGAGUCGAUGGAUUCGGAGACUUCCUCAGUGGCUUCUCUGCGGAUGGAUCGAACCCCGGCUACACCAGAUGAAGAUUUAGAUGAGGGUCUGGCGGCGGAAGAGUCAGAAUUGCGGUUCAAGCAGUUGACGCGGGAGUAUCAGGCUCUUCAGAGAGCAUACGCCCUGUUACAGGAGCAGAAAGGAGGGCUGCUGGAUGCUGAAAUGGAGGCCAAGGCGCAAGAGCAGCUCCAGGCAGAGUCUCAGAGGUAUAAGGCUAAAAUCGAAGACCUGGAAAAAGAGCUUGCUGUAAAAGGACAGGACUCCAGAUGGGUGGAGGACAAGCAGCGGUUCCUCAGGCGUAAUCAAGAGCUGCUGGAGAAGGUUGAGAAGUGGGAUAAUGAAAACGGAAAGCUUCAGCAGGAACUACAGGACUCAAGAGAUCAGAAUGAACUACUGGAGUUUCGCAUACUUGAGCUGGAGGAGCGUGAGAGGAGAUCGCCUCCGUUUAGCCUUCAAAUCCAUCCUUUCUCUGAGGGAGUGAGCGCACUACAGAUCUACUGUAUAAAGGAGGGAGUAAAGGACGUGUGUAUACCAGACCUCAUCAAGCUGUUGGAUAUACUCGGGGAUAACGGGAACUUGAGGAACGAGGAGCAGGUGGCCAUUAUUCAAGCGAGUACUGUGCUGUCUCUCGCCGAGAAGUGGAUUCAGCAGAUUGAAGGAACAGAAGCAGCUCUGCAUCAGAAGAUGAUGGACCUGGAGAUCGAGAUGGAGAUGUUCUGCAAACAAAAGGGAUAUCUGGAGGAGGAACUGGACUACAGGAAGCAGGCGCUGGACCAGGCUUAUAUGCAAAUCCAGGAGUUGGAGGCUACUCUGUACAACGCUUUGCAACAGGAUAAAGUGAUCAAAUACGGAGAGCCUCUGGACGAGCUGCAGAAGGACGAGUUGCGCUCGGCCGUGGAGAGACUGCGCAGACAGAUGCUGCGAAAGAGCCGAGAGUACGACUGUCAGGUUCUGCAGGAGCGGAUGGAGCUGCUCCAUCAGGCCCAUCAGAGGAUCAGAGACCUGGAAGAUAAGACUGACAUCCAGAGGAGACAGAUUAAAGAUCUAGAGGAGAAGUUUCUAUUUCUCUUUUUAUUCUUCUCUCUUGCCUUUAUUCUUUGGCCUUGAUGUCUGUGACAUCUCCUGCAGAGGAUUUGAAGCAACCUGGAGCUGUCGCAUGCAACCGCAGUCGUCCGGGUGUUACGACUCAAGGUGUAUUACUGGCUGUUUUGUUUUUGCUUGUGUAGAAGUGGGAAAUUCAGAGUUACCGAUGAUGGAUUUUAUUGGGAUUAUCUGCACUGGAUUUGAUCAAACCUCUGUGGAGAACCAGGACAGAAUGCUUGAAAUCACACUUACAGAUCAAUACGAGCGUGACAAAAACACAAUCAUCAACCCAACUAGAGGAUCAUGGAUUAUCUCUGCCAUGCAGGGACCCGCCAUGACCGACUGCGACGUCUACCAACCACAACCCACAAAGCCCUUCCUUUCUUUCGUUCUCUCUCUGCCUAUCUGUCUCUCCUGCCACACACACUUUGGGGAAUGAAAAGUGAAAUGGACGCCUUUGCAGGAGUAAUGUGUGCUGACUCAGGGCCUGUUAUUGAGGCGACUGUCGCAUCUCUCUUGUCAGGAUCCCUUAGGAGAGGUGUCUUCCUCACUGCCUGAAAACUGAACGGACAAAGAGACAGAUUGAGAGAGAAAGCCAGACCGUCCACUACAAAUCAUCCACACUAGCAGUUUUUGUUUACCCCUAGAAAGUUGAGUAGACUGUCCAGUGGAGAAACUAACACUGAGCAGCCUGGUUUUUAAUAGAUUUCUUUUGUAUUGUAUCAGGCCUCAUUCCUCCAUCACAAGCAACAACGUUUUUUUUUUAUGCAAAUUAUUCUUAAAAACUUGCGUAUAGUUUACUGAACACUGUAAAAAGUGAUCAGUUGACUUAACUUAAAUAAAUAAGUAAAUAAACUUCAUGCUUAAUCAAGUCAUUUGGAAUAUUUUUUUCAAUUAAGCAUUAAGUUUAUUUAUAAUAAUAAGGGAAAGGGUUUACUCCAAUUUUUAAGUGAACUGAACACUUUCUACAGCGAACACAACUAUUUUUUAAUGUAAAUUGUUGCACCGUGCAAGAAGCCAUUUAUAAAUUAUAUAGUAACAUGCAAAAGUUUAUGAAAUGGUUUCAUCCGUUGUGAUGAAAUUGAAGUAGCGACAGAUUUUUUCUUACAUAUUGUGACUGGAAUUAUUGAAAUAGAAAAUAUGUAGUGCAGGGACUUGGUUUUAGGAUGUGCGUAAUGCGAGAAGUCCUGCAUUCAUCACCGAAAUCCGGAUGAAUCGGUCACAAUAAAAUAUUUAACAUGCGAUUUUUUUUAUUUCAUGCCGACUUUAAACUGUGUUAUUCAUGCCAUUUUUA